Molecule: messenger RNA, 1070 nt
Organism: Juglans regia (Persian walnut)
Lineage: Eukaryota; Viridiplantae; Streptophyta; Magnoliopsida; Fagales; Juglandaceae
Product: heat shock factor protein HSF30-like
Exons: 2
Coding region: 30-1070 (346 amino acids)
Biological process (GO): regulation of transcription by RNA polymerase II
Cellular component (GO): nucleus
Molecular function (GO): RNA polymerase II cis-regulatory region sequence-specific DNA binding; DNA-binding transcription factor activity
Source: RefSeq, a predicted model, not a curated record
CGUCUUCGUCGGCGGCAGUGCCAAAGCCGAUGGAGGGGCUGCACGAGCCGGGUCCACCGCCGUUUCUGAAGAAGAUAUUCGAGAUGGUGGAAGACCCGGAUACCGACAGGGUGGUGUCGUGGAGCGAGACCCGGGACAGCUUCACCGUGUGGGACGAGCAUGUCUUCGCACAAGACCUGCUCCCAAGGUAUUUCAAGAAUAGAAACUUCUCCAGCUUCAUUCGCCAGCUCAACACUUACGGUUUCAAGAAGAUUGAUACAGAUAACUGGAAGUUUGCAAACGAAGGAUUUCAAAGAGGGAAGAAGCAUUUGCUCAAGAGCAUCAAAAGAAGAAGUCGGUUAAACAAGCAGCAACAACAAGAAGGGGCGGUAGGUGUCAAUCCGAUGAAACCCUGGUUGGAGGAUGAACUCGAGAGUCUUAAGGAGGAUCAAAACGUAUUGAAAGUGGAAAUCCUGAACCUGAGACAGAAACAGGAGGACUCUCAGAAUCAGUUAGGUGCUGCUGAAAAUCGUAUUCGAGGUGCAGAGUGUAGGAUACAACAGAUGCUCUUUUUCCUCACCAAAGUAACCAAAGGCCCAAGCUUUGUUCAGCAAUUGAUCCAGAAGACAAAGCAGCAAAAGAGAGAGCUGGAUGGAGAAGAGUUUGUUAAGAGACGGAGAUUGCUAGCAUCCCAUGUGCGUGAAAAGGCCAUUGACAAAAUUCAUAGAAUUAAUUCCAGAAACCAAGUUCCGGGGGGCUUGGUGACAACUCUAUCUGGACUCUCUGAAAUCCUGGAAGAGGACGCUGUGGAUAUGGAUAUCCCAGCUUCCAUAGAUGUUGCAUUAUGCAGUCUUGAGGACCAGAAUAUCAAUGUGAUGUCUAGAAGAAGUAGCAGCCCAAAUAUCUCCUCUGUUUAUGAUGUCAUGUCAGAGAAACUACUGGAGGACAAUUUGAUUGUAGAUGAAGAGUUAGCUGUAAAUGACUCUAAAUUCUAUUCUGAAUUGGAGGAUUUGAUUGUCAAGCCAGGUGAUUGCGGUGGAGUUGCAGGUGGACUGGUGGAGCAAGCUGGUUGUGUUGGGGCGCUUCCUUGA